This is a messenger RNA of Cladocopium goreaui, 519 nucleotides long. The record is from the annotation of a GenBank genome assembly. NCBI's taxonomy places the organism in Eukaryota, Dinophyceae, Suessiales, Symbiodiniaceae.
AUGGCAGCUUCCACAUGCCCGAAGCCUAGGAACCUUGGAGAUCACUACGGCAACCUGGCCCCCAUACUCCUGCAUUGCAUUGAGCAGACGGCCCAGCUGAGUGGUUUAUGGCCAGGGCGCCACCAGCCGGGUGCCCAUGCUGCCCUGAAGGAGCUCUGGGGGCAGCGCUCCAUCGCGCUGAUCUCGCGGGGCAUGUGCCACAUUCGGCUGUGCACCUCAGUUCACUUGGCAGCCUUGAGGGCGGCAGGAGUUGAAGCGGAGGCGUCAAUGCUUUCGGGGCAGGUGUUGACCAGCAGCACCUUCGGACACCUCAAGGGCUUGUCGGACGUGGGCUUGAAGCAGCUUUGCCACGGGACCUGCCAGACCAUGCUGGAAGGUCUCUGUGGAGAGGUGCUGCAGAGGGCCUGUCUGCAGCAAAUCCUUGGUGAGUUGCAGGAGAGGCCCCCCCAAAAUCAUCCUGUUUUAGGAUAUAGCUAUGUAGUUUUAUUAGAUCUCACAACAAAACAUUGGAUUAUAUGA